Molecule: messenger RNA, 5917 nt
Organism: Acipenser ruthenus (sterlet)
Lineage: Eukaryota; Metazoa; Chordata; Actinopteri; Acipenseriformes; Acipenseridae
Product: mucolipin-1-like
Exons: 14
Coding region: 537-2282 (581 amino acids)
Cellular component (GO): plasma membrane; lysosomal membrane
Molecular function (GO): NAADP-sensitive calcium-release channel activity
Source: RefSeq, a predicted model, not a curated record
AAGACCGGCAUUGUCUUGCCGACUGCAACCGGAUCUCGCAAGCCGCGGGGCGUGCCGCUUUGCAAGUCUGAUUCACAAGUUUGCAAUACACACGAUGCAAACAAUGCGCAGACUCCCUCGGCCGUUGUGACCCGUCUCACGUGAGUGCAGCGCUUGGAAGCGACAUCACAUGGUGAAGCGGACCCUGGACGCUUGUGAUCUUCAGCAAACGCACCCGAACUGAGCAAGGCGCUGACAGACAGUUGCGCUUCAUUUAACAAGUCUUGCUGCAAAGUGCACGCGAAUAAAGACUGGCAGCUGUACUUGCGUUUAAAAUAAAUAAAAAGAAAAAAGCAUGCAAGCUGACACCGCGUCUGUUUUUGCGGGUCACAUGAUCUCCAGGAGGAAGUGUGUUUUUGCUGGUGGUGCGCGCACUCACUCAGGCAGUGUGCUGUAUUUUGGGAACAUCGUUUGAGGUGUACAGUACAGCUUAAUGCAUUGAAACAGUGGCGGCGAGGGGGAGCGAUCCGAAGCUAUUAUAUUAUUAAACAGAGAAGAUGGCUACCAUUGGUGAUAAGCAUUGCGAUCACCACGACAGAAGUACAGAUUCAGAAAAGGAUCGUUUGCUGACCUCCGUCGCCGGCUAUGGAACCAACAACCUCAGCGGCAGCGCGGGUGACCCCCCGGUGACCUUAGGAUGUGGUUCAUCGCAGGAGGAAGAGGAAGCACUGCGCAGGAAACUCAAGUAUUUCUUCAUGAGCCCCUGUGACAAGUACCACGCAAAGGGACGUAAACCGUUCAAACUGGUGCUGCAGUUUCUGAAGAUUGUCAUCGUCACCGUGCAGCUGGUGCUGUUUGGACUCAGUAAUCAGAUGGUGGUCAUGUUCAAAGAGGAGAACACCGUGUCCUUCAAACACCUCUUCCUGAAGGACUACUCCGACGGAGGGGACGACACCUACGCAGUGUACACCCAGGGAGACCUCUACGAGAGCAUCUUCUACACUGUGGACCAGUACCUCGCUCUCUCUGAUUCCACUGUGGGACGCUACGCCUACGUCUGGGGGCAAAAGGCCAACGAGAGCGCCCUCUACCUGUGCCAGCAGUACUACAAGAAAGGGCACAUCGACCCUGCGAACGAUACCUUCAAUAUCGACCCCACUGUUGUCACGAGUUGUGUUGGAGUCAAUCCCCUGGCGUCCCCCAACGAAUUCAGAGGCGGCUACAAGAACUUUACUCUCAAGUUCCACAAGCUCAUAAAUGUGACGAUUGGGUUUAAACUGAAAGCGAUCAACAUCCAGACCAUCAUUAACAACGAGAUCCCAGACUGUUACACGUUCACCAUCACGGUAUUGUUCGACAAUAAAGCUCACAGCGGAAGGGUUAAGAUCAGCCUGAUCAACCAAGCCUCGAUCGAAGAGUGUAAAGACCCCAACGUGUCCGGCCACGCGGAGAACUACUCACGGCUGGCGUUUGACGUGUUCGUGGUGAUUGUCUGUGUGCUCUCCCUCGUGCUGUGCGGCCGCUCCAUCGUCCGAGGACUGAUGCUGCAAUAUGAGUUCGUUCAGUACUUCCAGGUCCACUUUGGCCGGACGAUCAGCUGGACUGACCGCAUGGAGUUCGUCAACGGCUGGUACAUCCUGCUGGUCAUCAGCGAUGUCCUGACCAUCACUGGCAGCUUCAUUAAGAUGGGCAUCGAGUCCAAGGACCUGGCCUCCUAUGACGAGUGCAGUAUACUGCUGGGCACCUCCACCCUGCUGGUCUGGGUGGGAGUCAUCCGAUACCUCAGCUUCUUCCAGAAAUACAAUGUCCUGAUCGUGACGCUGAGAGCUGCCUUCCCCAAUGUGAUCCGGUUCUGCUGCUGCGUGGCUUUCAUCUACCUGGGAUACUGCUUCUGUGGCUGGAUCGUGCUGGGACCCUACCACGUCAAGUUCCGCUCCCUGUCCAUGGUCUCGGAGUGCCUCUUCUCCCUGAUCAACGGGGACGACAUGUUUGUCACCUUCUCGGAGAUGCAGCAGAACAACUUCCUGGUGUGGCUCUUCAGCCAGGUGUACCUGUACACCUUCAUCAGCCUCUUCAUCUACAUGGUGCUCAGCCUCUUCAUCGCCCUCAUCACCGGAGCCUAUGAGACCAUCAAGCACCAGACAAUGGAGUCUAUGCACAUCACAGAGCUCCAUUCCUUCAUAGCGUCGUGUAAGGACACCCCAAACUCGGGCAAGUUUCGGGGUAUCGAGACCUCCGCCUGCUCCAUAUUCUGCUGCUGUGACCGAACCACAACCUACGAAGACGCCUUACUGAUAAACUGACAGACAUGCCCGGAGCUCCCUCAAGUGGAUAGUGGGAGGUACUACAGGAACAACGGAGGAGGCGAGGCCACUGGCUGCACCAUUGAUUGACAGUGGCGUGAAGGGACGAUAGGGGGCUCGGGUUACCCAAACCUGUUCGCUCUCUGAUUGGCCGAACAGGUUUUUGGAAUCCCAUGUGUAGUUUACAGCCCCUCUAUUUGGAGUCUGGAACUUCCAGCGAUCUAAUUCCAGGCUGGUCAAUACUAGUUAAAUCCAGAGACAAGUGUGCUGCAAAAUCCGUACCUCAGUUUUAAUUUGAUUUCCAGGAAAAUGCUUAUCUUUUCUGUAAAAAGGAGAAGCUGAACAUUGCCAGACAGCCUCCUGCCAUCGUAAUCAGUGCCCGCUGUGCAAAACUUGAUGCAGACCAGGACCAAAUUCAGUGCCAGACAAAAACAGCAUGCUUGCGCCAACAUGUGCCAAGUACUGCACCAAACAAAGAAAUCUGUCUAAGAAUCAAAGAGAAACAGUAAGAAAUAACAAACCGGGAAAGCAAUAUUGGCUUGAAAAGUUUUUAAAAAAGCUUGGGCUGCUGUAAUUUUCCAGGUUUUAUAGUGUCAUCGUGGAAACAUUCCCCUGCUACAAUACAGCCGAGCUCUGCUGUGUAAAAAAAAACACAGGAGAUCUUCACAAAAAAAAAAAAGCAACAUUCCUAACUGAAUCAUGCUGCCCCUCACGCAGUGCUUUCCUGUUUGGUAUUAGUUUAGACUCAGGCGGUAACGACUCAUUAAAACUAUAAUAAUUGUCAUUAUAUACAAUGUGACAGUCUGCACUGCGUUCAUUUUUAAAACUACAGAGUUGUGUCGUUAUACAGCAUGCAUACGUGUUUGUUUUGCUUGCAGACAGUAAAGCUAGAGCUACCAGUUUAAAAGGGGUUACAUUUUCCGUAAUUACAGUAUCCUGUCUUGUCCGGUCCGUUUGGUGAUGCUGAAAUUCAUUCUUGUGGUAGGACCUCCUCCCUCCUUCAUUUCUGAAGGACAGACGCACAAUGCUAGAGAUGUUUCACUGUUGUAUAAAUGCACUUUAUAGCACUGGGACACUGCACAGCAGCUAGAGUGAGAUUCAGGUAAUCCCACAGAGGCUGUGAAUGGUGUUGCUGAGCCAGUACAGCUGCUACCUUGUUUAAUACAGUUCAAGUAUACCGGAUUCCUGGGUGUUGAAGUAUUCUGGCACGGAGCUGCCAAACUGCUGGAAACUGAAGAGGCUGACAUCUCUGCUGUCACAGUUUUAAAUCUCCUUCCUUUUAUUUAUUUUACAUUGUAUUAGCUUUCAUUGUGGAGGAUUAUUUUUCCUCGCCUCCUCCUUCAAUUUGUUCACUUUGAAGAUACUGUGGAGUUUCUGUCUCUUCCAUGUUGGUCCGCACCUUUUUAGUGUCUCCUAACCAGGCAUUAUUGGGGUGGGGAGGGGGCUGUAAUACUUGGGGACCAACAUGGGGAGCUGCCACUGUGUAGCUUUGCAUCUUCGGAGAUUUCAAAGUCAGCAAGUUGACAGUGAAAGAGAAAGGCAGAUCUGUUUUUUUUUUACUUUGUCUCCUUGAAGUUAUUGUCGCUAACAAAAGAAAACACAACGAAUUUUCCCUGCCGUACGCAUCUCCUCAAUAUACAGAUCUCCAUGGAAAACACAGUCUAAGCAAACAUUGUUUCUGGAACUACACUAAGUUCUCUGUUUGUAAGCCGUGCUUUCGGUUUGUGUCGCGCUUCCUUUUGUCAUUUUGGAGAGGGAAACUGUCCCCCCGACCCCUUCCGAGCUGUCUUUCCAGUCUGUAACCAACCAGCUGCUUCCCCUAAUGACUGGCACGCUUUGCAGCCAAUAAGAUGCUUCUGAAGUAAAGCAGGAAGAGGCUUCUUGGAAGUCAAGCCAAGCAAACUGAAAUCAACGUUUUUCUUCCCUGUACACAAAAGAUUUACAGGAUUAACAAAAUCAUUUAUUUCAGGGGCUCCAAAAUAAUUCACACCAACGGGAAAUUCAUGUUAAGUGAAUUUGUAUUGUAAGAAGUCAUUUAUAACAAGCGACUGCUGAAUGUGACUGGGACCAUGUAGAAGAUUCAUAGUAUCAGGAACUGCGGCUAAUCCAAGUCCAUGUUUAUUAUGAAGGGACUGUAUUUUAUUAACUACAAUCAUUGUAAGUGCUUUUAGGCUCAACUGUGCCAGUGUGCAUUGAUGCUAAGGGUGCUUCGUACCUCUUAGACACACUGCGCUGACGAUUUUUAUUUAUUUAUUUUUUUUAUUUUUUAUUUUUUAACUCCUUUUAAUCAAAGCUUUGUGAAAUUCUCACAUCUAGUGUGAAAACAGAAGCAAAAAGUGAGAAGGGACUUGGGUACAAAUAAUGAAGCCUCCUUCAGUUUUAUUUAUUUAGUUUUUUGGUUUUAAUUACACUAGUGCCUGUGAUGAUGUUGUUCAUAGUCUGUGAUGCCACAUGGUUUGAUGAAUACCUCCCUGUUUUAAGUUGCACUGAGAGCGCAGUUCACUGUUGGUAUAGAUCACAGAGUCAGGCAGGGGGCGCUGUUGUUAAUGUAAAUGAUGUCUAUUUCAUUGUCCUGAAGAUGUAUUUUUUGUUUUAUUUGUUUUAAAUAAUAAAUAUAUAGUAAAGAUAAGUCUCUCUCCCUCUCUUGUGUCUGUGUAUGUUUUAACUGGUUUCUUUGUACCUGAAGUUGUAAAGGAACAAAAAGGAAAGUUUAAAAUGUGCAUAAAUUGAUUUUUCAAAAUACAUUUUUUUUUUAUAUAGCUUUGAAAAUAAAUCACGUUAUCCCUUAUAAACGUUUACCACACUAUUUUUGCAGUUUUACCAUACAUUUCCCAUGGUUAUAGAAUGCAUUUACCAUAGUGUUCCGUGUUUUAAUAUGAUUUAACAUACCUCUCUGUGCUUCACAAUGCUUUACUGUGCUUUCACUGUGCUUUAUUACACUUUGCUAUGAUUUUACUGUGGGGGAACCCUUUAUAGAGGAAGUAGAUUUUUAAACUUCUCUUUUCUAUCUUGUCUACAGUAUGUGUGUGUUUAGAGUUAUAGAACUAUUUUUCUGUUCAGUGCUGCUAAGUGAGUAUUUUUUAAUACUGCAAUCUGCACUCAGUCCUAGAUCUUUAUCAGCAGACAUGGACUCAGCAGUAAGAUUUGGACCUGUCGGUACAUUGUGAAUCCUGUUGUGUGCAAAAAUAAGAAAGUUGGCAUCAUUUUAUUUGUGGAUCACAUAUAUCCCUUGUGCCUUAAGCUGUAAUGACGGUCCACAUCCAGCGGGUGGCACUGUUUUCCUUGGUGGGGAGACUGCUGCUGUACCCUUGAGCAAGGUACUUCACCUAGAUUGCUCCAGUAAAAACCCAACUGUAUAAAUGGGUAAUUGUAUGUAAAAAUAAUGCGAUAUCUUGUAACAAUUGCUGACUUACCGGAAAGCUAAGCAGAGACGUGCAGUGCUCUGAAUUUUCAUAAGAUAUUGAUCAUCGCAGUCAUAUAUUCCGGAAUCAAUAAAAUAAAGAGGGAGACAGUAGGAUUAUUGGCAGCUGAGGAAGGAAUCUGUUCUGUGUGAGUUACCUGCGCAGUACUAUAUUCAGAGUUGUGGCUCCAGUUGAUGUCACAGCUGCUUUUACACAAUAAAAGUUUAUUUAGAA